GGAAUAUUUAUGCAUAUAUCAUUAGGGGCGUAUGUGAGAUUGCCAAUUUGCUGAGUUAGAAAAGAAGCGGAAGAUGUUUGAGUGCCUCUAUUAUAUGUGCGGGCUUGGCCGACGAGAUGAAAAGCCCAAAGCCCGUUAACAGGCGGGCCCCCAAUUUUAUUUGAUUUUGGUGCAAAUCUAAGUUUCCUUUUGUAGGUUUCCGAUUCCUGCCAAAUUGAAAUCCAAAGCCCUUGGUGCAAUUUUGGGGAAGACGAGAUGAGAGGGAUGAUGAGACUGAUUUUACUACGUCGUUUAGCUGCUCGAUCGUCUUCCAUCACCGAUAACAACACCAUACUCUCCUCCUCCUCCGCCGCCGCCGCCGCCGCCGCCGCCGUCGCCGUGGAGAGGACCUCUACACAUUGCUUUUCCGCUAAUGGUUUUCACCCUGCUCUCCUCAAUCAUUCACGGAACUUCUUCUCUCCACCGUCCUCAGAUGAAUCUUUCACACCUUUUUCCGUUAAGUCAAUCAGACACUUUGGUCAAGCGGCAAAGUCGGAGGAUGAAGAUGAAGAAGUAGAGAUUGACCAAAGAAGGCUCCCAGCUGAUUAUGAUCCCGCAAACUUUGACCCUACGGAGCAUCGUAGUCCCCCAACCGAUAGGGUAUGGAGUCUCGUCGAUGAAAUAUCUGGACUCACGCUCGUUGAAACUGCUGAGCUUUCUACUAUAAUGAUGAGGAAAUUAGGUAUGAAGGAGAUGCCUGUUGUUGGUGUAAUGAAGCCAGGUGCUGCUGGAGUGGCCAUGAAUACUGGAGCAGCUGCAGCUAAGGAAGAAAAGAAGCCCGAAAAGACGGCCUUUGAGCUCAAGAUAGAGUCUUAUGAUGCAGCUUCAAAGCUCAAGGUCAUUAAAGAGAUACGGAGUUUUACAGAUUUGGGAUUAAAGGAAGCUAAGGAUUUGGUGGAGAAAACUCCUUCUGUUCUUAAGAAGGGAGUUUCUAAGGAAGAAGCCGAGAAAAUUAUUGAGAAGAUGAAAGCUGUAGGGGCAGUAGUGGUUAUGGACUGAUUUCUUGCACUUUACGUUAGUCCCUCUCUCUCUCCCUCUUUUUUUUUUUUUUGACACUGUUUUAUGAAAACGGUCCAGAAUCACUGGUUCAUUUACAAUCUUGAUGUGGCGAUGAUGUAUGUUCGACAUCCUAAAAAUUGUUCCAGAAGAGGAAUUUGGUUCUGGAUUUUGUUCUCUUGGUUUUGAGUGUUGGAACUAAAAUGAAGAUGUUAUGUUUACAAGUUCCUUAACCAUGUAAUGUAGUUCUGUUGCUAUAUCUACUGCCUUGAUUGAUAAUUACAAUUCAUUCUUAG
Erythranthe guttata (spotted monkey flower) is the source of this 1331-nucleotide messenger RNA. RefSeq names its product large ribosomal subunit protein bL12m. Gene Ontology annotation, biological process: translation. The record is from RefSeq and is a predicted model, not a curated record. Gene Ontology annotation, molecular function: mRNA binding; structural constituent of ribosome. Gene Ontology annotation, cellular component: mitochondrion; ribosome. Lineage: Eukaryota; Viridiplantae; Streptophyta; Magnoliopsida; Lamiales; Phrymaceae.